GGGCAGGGGCCGGAGUGGCUGAGUCCUGUGAGUGAGGCCAUGGCUGCCACUCUUCCCCGCGGCUGGGAGAUGAAGCGAGAUCCUGACAGCGGCUGGCCCUACUACAUCGACCACAACACCGGCACUACUACAUGGAACGACCCGCGGGUCCGGAAGGAAAUGCCAUACCCAGGGUUUGCCUCCAAUUACUGGUAUCCCACCGGGCAUCAACCUAGUCCAUAUCCGAAUAACUAUUCUCAAAUGAUGGACCAUCAAAUGCCUCAUCAAGGCUUAGUCAAUGGUGUGUUUUCCUCUGGACGAGCAUCAUCUCCGCGACCCGUCCAGGGGAACUCUUGGUAUCCUCCAGGGCCAAGUGAGAACAUGCGGGGUGAUCCGAUACCGAGCGAAAGUCACCAACAGCAGACCUACCGCCAGCACCCUCCGCACCAGCAGCACCCUACCCAGCAAGCAGGGCUGCCGAGGCCUCCGUCCAAUGGGAAUGCUUCCUCUGCACAGUGGGCUCACUCACAAACCGGCCCACCCAGCCAGGGGCUGCUGGCGAGGUCACAGGCGCCUGCUCAUCAGUCUUAUCCACCAGCCCAAGGACAGCGGGAACUGUAUGAUCAACAGUCUCCAUACCCAGUAACGUCAUCUCAGUAUCACUUUGGAAACCCAGGUUCUGCCCCUCAACAGCCCCUAUAUCCUUCUCCACAUCAGCCUGCGCCCGGCCCACAGUCCCAGCCCUGGCAACCUUCGAUGCAGGCGUCCGCUCUUCCCACAGCAGGAGUACCGUCCCAUGACCCCUGGGCCCAAGUCCGAGUUCCGGGACUGCAGUCAUCUGCAGAGCAGUUCAGUCAUCCGAUGUCGGCUUUCGGGGGUAACGUUGUUUCCGGACCAACACCCAGCUGGCCAAGACUCAGUCCAUCACCAUCUGUUUAUGAACAAAAGGAUGUUCCAUAUUCACUAAACCACCAAGACCCCCUGCCUCGCCUGAACAACAACUUCCCAGGGAAUGACCAGCAGCCCACGGGCUACCUCCCAACCCGAACCCCAGACCAGCUGCCAAACACUUCCCAAGGCCCACGGAUGGAAUACAGUGCUCCCCCUACUGUGUACAAGUCCCGCACAGAAAACAAGGGUGCUGCAGAGAAGCCCGCUGGCGCCACAAACAAUGGGACGGAGCAGGCUGACAUUGUCAUGCACCCAGGCCAAGCUAAAGUAGAACAAGUCAUGAGCAACGUACAGCAGCUAGAGGCAGAGGUGAAUCAGUUUGAUGGGAAGAGAGGAGACAAGACUUACCGCUUACUGGAGGAACUCCUGACAAAGCAGCUUCUGGAAGUGGAUUCGGUGGAAACUAAUGGUCAAGAGCACAUACGGCAGAUUCGUAAAGAGGCUGUCCACAAGAUUCAGGGCGUGCUGGAGAAACUGGAGAAGAUUGCAAGGUAGAAGUUGAGGACACCAAAAGAGAAGUCCACCAAUCACUGUCAGGAGUAUAAUUUCAAAUAAUUUUACCACACUGAUUCACCAGGAGAGCUGGACAAUGAGAUCCCUUGUUGCUAGUAAACUAUUAACCUGACCUCACUGUGUAUGAAUCGUUCUUGUAUAGACUAGGUUGUUUGGUUUACAGGUACAUUGGAAACAAACCUAGUGUGCUCAACAAGAGUGAACUGUCCAAAUAAAGAAUUUCAUCUUAGUGGUGAGCAUUGUAAGAAAUUGUGACCAAUUUCAUGAAUUCCCUUUUAAGACCAAUCUGAACACCCUUGUAUCAAUAGUAGACUGAUUAAAGGCUUCAUUGCAUUUGUCAUUAUUCCACCAUGCUUUGCUGAAAACUGGGUAGGCAACAUGCAAGGUGAGUGACUCCAAAAAAAAAAAGAAUAAGCAUAUUGUUUUCUUGGGUGAUUGUUCCCUGCACUUGGAGGUCCAAUGGGUUUUUAAACUGGCAUGUCAGUAACUUGCCCCUUUAUGAUGGCAUUUGCGCUGAUAUUUCUGAACAUGAGCCAUACUCUGCAGAUUUUUUUUAAAAAGUGCAAUGAGGUCUAAAUGAAUUUGUAUGCUAAAUGAGAUUGAAAGGACUGAAUUUGAAGACUUCAGCAACUGAAGCUGAAGAUUGCUUGGUAAAUCAGUGCUGCAAAUGCAGGACAGCUGAAAGGAUUGGCUACAAGAAUGAGAAUUCAGGAGCUGGAUGAUGCAUGCACGCUGUCAGAUGGAACUACGAUGUUGCUUUAGACACACCUGCUGUGCUGGAACCUGAAUCAAUAAUCUGCUUGUUCUUAGCCGCUUGUACAGUAAUCGAUGCAGCAACGAUACUUUGUUUUGGUAUAGAUACCUUCUACUAAGUGUUGCUGAGUUACACUCUAAUUGCUGUGAUUUAGGAGGGAGACCCAUACCCAGGAGAUGAACACAAAAUGAAUGAGACUGGCUGGAGUUCACUGUUAACUUUCCAUCCUUCAUCGAUAAUUGGAUACAAUGGAUGUCAUAUUCUCAUAAGUACAUCAACAUCUGACUGCAAACUACCCUGGCGUAGCCUUGUUCACUCUACCAACCAGUGGCUCCACGGCUCUAAACUUUUAUUAUUGGGGAAUGUUUCCAAGACACUGGACGGCAAAUUGUUUUCUCAAUUGUAGAACAAUCUGGAACACCAGCCUUUAAUGCUAUCCUCCUGCCCUCCUGGUUUCUGGACUCGUUCCAAGUUGAUGCAUGGAUUUGUCGAGUAAGAAGACGAAUGCACAGCCUGGACAAGGCAGAUUGGACAUUGUCCACCAUGCUGACUGUGUGGUUGCAUCCUGAUGUGAACAGAAUGUUGCUGGGCAGAAAUGGAACGUGGUGCACGGUGACACGUUGGUAGUGGGUGACUGGAUUAAUCAACUGCCUGUUCAGUGUUCUGUGAUUUUUCACCCCCCCCCCUUUUUUUUUGCAAUUGCAAAGCCUUCGUACCACAUGGAAAAUGUGGAGAGUUGGGUGGGCAAGAAAAUGAAGGCAACUAUAGAACAGCAGUAAUUUUAUUUUAUCUCAUCGGGGUUCCAUCAGUCCCACAGUGUGGCAAACUGAUAACAGAGGGAAAAAUCUGGUUUUCUCCAUCUUUUCGCACUCAUUCCCCCUCCCCCCCCACACACAUUAUUUUUGUUUCGAGCAGAUUCUCAGCCUACUCAAGACUCUUUCCGUUCUGCUUGCACCACGUAGGACUGCAGAGACAUUAAAAAUGCUGAUUUUUCUGUCUGGGGAUAAAUGCUGUGGGGGUCGAUCCACUGAGGAGACUGCCCAUACCGUCCCUGCCCUGUGGUGCAGCAGGUCUGUGUCCUCCUCAUUCAGAUUGGGAGCAGCUGAUAUGGAUACCCAAGCAGUCAGUUUGUGCUUUUUUUUGGGAGGAAUGUGCUUGAGAUCUCAGUGUUGGAUGCUGAACUGCGCAACGGCCAGUGCUGCGCUGUCUCUGGGUUGGGAGACCGAGCUCACUGUUGAGUAUGGGUUGGGCAGGAGGGAGGGAAUGCUGGAGCAACGACCAGUUGCAAAGCCUCCUCGUUCUAUCCACCCCCGUGGUGUGUGCGGAGACUGCCAUGGAAUGUUCCAGAACCAGGCUCCCCUCUCCAACAUUUCCACUCCAUUCCAUUCCACCCAGCUGCCCCCCCCCCAUAAAAUUUGCGGAAUGGGAAAUCAGGAGGCUGGUCAGUGUUUGCAUGCAUGCUUUCUGUACACCAGAUGACUGCUUUAACUGCCCUCUGCCGUAAUAUAGUGGCCUUCAGCACAGGUGUUUUGUCCAGAGUAUAUUUAACUUUAGUGGCUAUCUCUUAGUAUGUUCAUCCAUUAUCCCUUGCUCCUUUCUCCUUGUAUAAACCUGUGUCGCAAACCUUCCUUUCGAUUAUAAUUCAUAAUGUUUAAAGUUGCAGGACCCGUGAACAUAUGCUUGUGAUAAUAUCUGUGUUGAGUUCUUUAGGAAUGGGUGAUUGUUAUUACUAGUUGUGGGGUCGUGUGAAAUAUGUUGUCCUAGUGCACCAGGCUAUAUGCAGUUUUAUAUAUAAAUAUCUAUAUUCUAUAUGCAUGAUAGAACACUUUAUAUUUUAUUAACACAGGUUUGAUUGGAAUACAGAAGCAUGGAAUUUAAUGAUAUGUAUGUAUGCACACAGACACACCCACCUAAACUUGGACUCAUUACUGGAUUUUGAGUUUAAGUAUCUGUUCUGGAAGUACAGUCGUAUCUGCAAGGGUCCUUUCAUCACCUUUAAUUUCUUAUGAUUUUACUGUGUAGCAAUCUCAGGUAUUUUCCACUGUAGUCACGAAUUGCAGAAUUAAAAAUAGGUAGUGGGGACUCACUUGUUUCAAAAGGUGAGAAAAAGUUUCUAAAAAUUAAUUUUUGAUGAGAAAAAAAUAUAUAUCUUUUAUCUAAAAAUGUAGUGCUUCUGUGAUGUUGGCCAGGCUAUUUGUUAAUGGCAAUUUUUGUGUGUUGCCUUCCUUCAUCUGACUGUUGCAGCGUACUCUGAUGUAUAAGUAUUGAACUGUGGUUGUCUUCCAUUCCUUAGCUUGCUCUGAUUUGUGCAAUAAACAUC
Molecule: messenger RNA, 4517 nt
Organism: Mobula hypostoma (lesser devil ray)
Lineage: Eukaryota; Metazoa; Chordata; Chondrichthyes; Myliobatiformes; Myliobatidae
Gene: bag4
Product: BCL2 associated athanogene 4
Exons: 5
Coding region: 40-1425 (461 amino acids)
Biological process (GO): protein stabilization
Cellular component (GO): cytoplasm; cytosol; nucleus
Molecular function (GO): protein-folding chaperone binding; adenyl-nucleotide exchange factor activity
Source: RefSeq, a predicted model, not a curated record